Molecule: messenger RNA, 1981 nt
Organism: Syngnathoides biaculeatus (alligator pipefish)
Lineage: Eukaryota; Metazoa; Chordata; Actinopteri; Syngnathiformes; Syngnathidae
Gene: ttc36
Product: tetratricopeptide repeat domain 36
Exons: 3
Coding region: 655-1380 (241 amino acids)
Biological process (GO): cilium assembly
Molecular function (GO): protein binding
Source: RefSeq, a predicted model, not a curated record
CAUAGCUUGAGAUUUGAAUGAAAGCUCUUACUCACUCAAAAAAUAAAAUACAUCGAAAUAAUAAGUACCGGAUUUGAGUCAACUUGUGAAGGUAAAUCAAUAAUUUAUACAUCAAGAUACUCAGUACACUUACCACUAGUGGAAUGCGGGCUCCCUCUACUGGUAUGUAAAAAAAAAAUCAUGUCCAUCCAUUCCUCCAUUUUGUGAACCGCUUAUCCUCACGAUGGUCACGGGAGUGCUGGAGUUUAUCCCAGCUAUCUUCGGGGACGAGGCGGGGUACACCCUAAACUGUUUGCUAGCCAAUUGCAGGGCACAUAGAAACAAAACCAACACAAUUUGGAGGGUUUCCUCCCACAUCCCAAAAACAUGCAUUAAUUGACGAUUCUAAAUUGCCCUUAGGUGUGAAUGAGUAAGAUAUAUGAUUUAGGGUUAGGUAACGGCAGUCCUAUGACCUUUGUGAGGAUAAGUGUGUCAUGAAAAUGGAUGGAUGGCGUACUUGAUGAAAAAAUUGUCAUACUGUAGGUACCUUUUUUUUUUUUAAAUGAUGCUUUCGUACUGAUAGUGAUUGUGAUCCUGUGCAUCGAGUGCAGUUGUUUUGCCGCUUUGAAAGGCACCACAGGAUUGUGCAGUGGCCUUCUGGCUAAUCACAGCCAUAUGUGCUCAAAGUCCACCUCCUCUCCCACCCCUUCCCCUCAUUGGCUGGCGUCUACACCUUUUUUUUUUUUUUUUUUUUGCCCACUCUCCACUCCUGCUGUAAACGUCUCAUCUUUGCAUUUCUCAAGCUUUAUUUUGGAUGAUUAUUUUUUGCUCGCAAUGGCGUCUGCGCAUGACAGAGCAGUCCUGCAAGCCAUCUUCAACCCCAACACUCCUUUUGGGGAUGUCCCCGGGCUGGACCAGGAGCAGGAAUUAACGGACGACGACAGCCCCUUUGAUGAGGACUCGCUGAGGCAAGCGAAGGACUUGGAGGCUCGCGGGGUCUCCGCAGCCGAGGUGGGAGAUUUGGAGGGGGCCCUUGAACUCUUCAGCAAGGCUGUACAGGUUUUGCCCCACCGGGCGUCGGGCUACAACAACCGGGCACAGACCCUUCGACUGCAAGGAAACACAGAAGGCGCUCUAGAGGACCUGGACCGAGCCAUCUCCCUGAGCGGGGGCCGAGGUCGGACCGCCUGCCAGGCGCUGGUGCAGCGGGGCCUACUUCGCAGGCUCGGCGGUCGGGACGAUGAGGCCCGGGCGGACUUCCAAGAGGCGGCGGCGCUCGGUAGCGAGUUCGGCCGUCGGCAGGCGGUGCUGCUGAAUCCAUACGCGGCGCUUUGCAACAAGAUGCUGUGCGAGGUCAUCGGCAAGCUGCGCAACCCCGACGUCGGCGAGCGCCCACUGUAGACGCAAUUCAUAAACCAGCUUUUUUUUUCAUUUUAAAGGAGACAUAUUGUCAAAAAUGCACUUCUUAAUUAUUAACUCAAACAACCAAGUUCUACAUUUGAACUUUUUGUCACGCGUGUGUGUGGUUUGCUAAGAGCAAGAUUUCAACACCUACACACGCCUCAUGUUGGUACGGGCAGCAUGGGAUGAAUUCCUGCUCAGUGAUGGUGUUGGUAUGUGCCCCGUGACUGACUGGCGACCAGUUCAGGGUGUAGUCCACCUUUCGCCCAUUGUUAGCUGUGAUAGGCUCCACUUCACUUGUUGACAAUUAUAUUAUCUUUAAGGCCAAAACUCAUCUCCUCAGCGUUGACUCAAAGUGCACUUUUACUUUUCACCAGUAGGUGUAAGUACACGAGAGUGAGGCACAAUCACCGAACAUUGCAUUAGGUACACUUGCGCAAUCCAAAACUGGGCAGAAAAAUGUUAUUUCAUCCAUGCGUCCAUCCUUUUCCCAAGGUGCUUAUCCUCACAAGGGUCACAGGAGUGCCUGAGUCCAUCACAAUUAUAAGCUACAAAAUUUUUCAAUAAAACAAACUUUGAUCCGAAAGCAGUUUAAUGUCAU